UUAUCGGAGGACAGAAAGGCGCCGAAGCUGCUGCUUGGAUCCUGCAUUCAUUAAUUCAGUGAAGUCUCGCGGUGUUCACACAACCUCUCAGACAUCUUGCGUUUGUCAGGCGAACUGCUACAUGCACGAACAGAAACGCAUUAAAAUAUCAUCCAGCAUCGCUCGAACGCCAUCACCUCUUCACAUGCGGGGCUGAACUGAGUUUGCGCGUUUGAGACACUCGGAGAGGAUCGCGUGCGGCGUUAUUUUCGUAUUGUGCGUCAUUUCUGCAUUUCUGCGUUUCCACCCAGGCAAUAUGGCAACACCCGCCGCUGUAAACCCAUCGGAAAUGGGCACGGAUCUGCCGGGGUCGGUAGCCAUGCCAGGCGCUGUGGGUGCGGGCCAGGUCAGGAUGGUGGGCACCAUGCCAGGGCGAGGAGGCAAGCGGAGAUCAACGGGGAUGGAAUUUGAUGACGAGGACGGAGAGGGACCCAGCAAAUUUUCAAGGUAUGACGAUGAUCAAAUUCCUGGUGAUAAGGAGCGUUAUGCCAGAGAGAACCACAGUGAGAUUGAGCGUCGCCGGCGUAAUAAGAUGACCCAGUACAUCACAGAGCUGUCGGACAUGGUGCCCACAUGCAGCGCUCUAGCGAGGAAACCAGACAAGCUCACCAUCCUGCGCAUGGCCGUCUCACACAUGAAGUCCAUGAGGGGAACGGGGAACACGUCAACCGAUGGCGCUUACAAACCCUCCUUCCUGACUGAACAGGAACUGAAGCACUUGAUUCUGGAGGCGGCAGACGGCUUCUUGUUCGUGGUGGCGGCUGAGACGGGUCGUGUCAUCUACGUGUCGGAUUCUGUCACUCCUGUUCUGAACCAUCCGCAGGCCGAGUGGUUUGGCAGCACGCUCUAUGAGCAGGUCCAUCCAGAUGACGUGGACAAACUGAGGGAACAGCUGAGCACAUCUGAGAAUUCAAUGACAGGGCGUAUUCUGGACCUAAAGACGGGGACGGUGAAGAAGGAAGGACAGCAAUCCUCUAUGAGAAUGUGUAUGGGAUCCAGACGUUCCUUCAUCUGCAGAAUGAGGUGUGGCAGUGCACCAUUGGAUCAUAUCUCACUGAAUCGGUUGUCUAGCAUGAGAAAGAGAUACAGAAAUGGUCUUGGCCCAUCUAAGGAGGGGGAGGCUCAGUACUCUGUUGUGCACUGUACUGGCUACAUCAAGGCCUGGCCGCCAGCGGGCAUGACUAUUCCGGAUGAAGAUACGGAAGCAGGUCAAACCAGCAAAUACUGCUUGGUUGCGAUUGGAAGACUGCAGGUGACCAGCUCUCCAGUUUCCAUGGAUAUGAACGGACUCUCUGUGCCAACGGAAUUCCUUUCCCGUCACAACUCGGAUGGCAUUAUCACGUUUGUGGACCCUCGUUGCAUCAAUGUGAUUGGCUACCAGCCUCAGGAUCUUCUUGGCAAAGAUAUUCUAGAGUUCUGCCACCCAGAGGAUCAGAGCCACCUGAGAGAGAGCUUUCAGCAGGUGGUCAAGCUGAAAGGGCAGGUUCUCUCAGUCAUGUACCGGUUCCGGAUGAAGAACCGAGAGUGGAUGCUCAUCAGAACCAGCAGUUUCACCUUCCAGAACCCUUAUUCGGAUGAGAUCGAGUACAUCAUCUGCACCAAUACCAAUGUCAAGCAGCUUCAGCAGCAGCAGCAAGCCGAACUGGAAGUUCACCAGAGAGAUGGACUGACUGCUUACGACCUGUCGCAGGUGCCGGUUGCCAGCGUUCAAUCCGGCGUUCAUGAGGCGGGCAAGACCAUCGACAAAGCCGAUUCGCUGUUCUCCCAGGAGAGAGACCCUCGCUUCAGUGACAUGUACACGGGAAUAUCUGCAUCUGAUAAAAAGAUGAUGGUUCCCUCCUCCACUGCUGGUGGGCAGCAGUUAUACUCUCAAGGCAGCCCGUUCCAGCCCGGACACUCUGGCAAGAGCUUUGGCUCAUCUGUGAUCCACGUCCCAGGUGUCAAUGACAUCCAGUCCACAGCUGGUUCAGCUGGACAGAACCUAACCCAGAUAUCCCGGCAGAUCAACGCCGGCCAGGUGUCCUGGACAGGAAGCCGACCGCCCUUCUCCGGCCAGCAGAUUCAAACUCAGUCCAAUAAGGCUCAAUCCUCACCAUUCGGCAUUGGCUCCAGCCACAGCUACCAGGCCGACCCGUCCUCAUACAGCCCUCUGUCCAGCCCCGCCACCUCCUCGCCCUCUGGAAAUGCCUACUCCAACCUGGCCAAUCGCAGCGCUGCUUUUGAUGUGUCAGGUGAAAGCAGCCAGAGCGGAGGGCAGUUCCAGGGUCGUCCGUCUGAGGUCUGGUCCCAGUGGCAGAGUCAACACCACAGCCAGCAGGGUGGAGACCCACAUCCUCAUCCUCAGUCCAGCCAGACGGAGGUCUUCCAGGAUAUGCUGCCGAUGCCGGGCGAUCCCACUCAAGGAUCAACCAAUUACAACAUUGAAGACUUUGCCGACCUCGGCAUGUUCCCGCCGUUUUCUGAGUAAAUGGAGACUCGUAUGUUUGUUCGUUUUGUUUUGGUUCAGACUGCAGUACCUUUAUCUCACAUGUGACGAACAUGACGCUGCUGAAACACAUUUCUGAAUUCACUUACACACUCUCUUGACUUGAUCAUUCAUACACAAACAGUUCAAAACAAGAUAUACCCCAUUCUUGAUGUUCCUUAUCAUUUGAUCAUCAUGUGAUGAUUAACUGCUGCCAUUAUCAAUAGAAAAUAUACAUAAACAACCCUUUUAAUAAAUAAUACAUUUGCAUUUACAGUCCAAUUUUUGAGAGCGAUAGCAGUGUAAGAUUAUAAUUUACUUUAGUUAAUAAAGCGCAAUAACUAAUAAGUCUAAUUUACAUAGAAAGCAGGUGAAUUUAAUACCUGGGUUGGGUGAAAUGUGAAUAUGACGCAGGAUUUUGUGUCAAAAUGACUGUAUGCUAAAGUUAGAUGAUUCAUGCAGCGACCUCAUGUCAGGACUGGUUUCACACACACAGGAAUCCAACAAAAAUAUAAUGAAGAGUUUUUCUCUUUUUUUGACGUUUUUAUCGUACAGAAGUAUUUUCUGAAUCUUUCAUGAUGCGAAGAAUCUUUUUCUCUUCAAGUGUUGCACCUCAUUUUUCAUUGCCAAACAGCAUCUUGCUGACAAAAAACGCUGAGAUAUUUUUACGCUUACCGUGUAAAAUGUAGUCUAUGUAGUGAUGUCUAUAACCUAGUUAAACUAAUAAUAAAUGUAGGCAGAUAUAAAGAAAAAAAGUCAGUAUUUGAUUUAAUUCGAAAAUUGCUUUCGCAACUUUUUUUUUUUUUACUUUUCCUUUUGUUGUUCUUACAAAAACACUUGCAACAGUGUCACUUUGUGAAGUAAUCGACACCAGCCUCAUAUGAGCAAAUGCAGCAUAAAAAUAAACAAUGUUCAUUGUAAUCUUUGUGGCAGCUGCAAUUCUUGCUAUUAACUUUUGGACUAAUAACGUGGACUUCUCGUUUUCAUGAUGAAACUCGAUCACGCCACAACUAUGGACUGAUGGAAAGACGUCGACAUGAAAUCGAAACCUUUUUGCAAAAUCAAAUGGAUGUUUAAUGUAAAUAAUGUGAUUUUUAUGUCGGACCAUGUUUCAUUUGACAUACAGCUAUAUAUACUUGUGUAGGUUUAAUAUCAUUGUGUGCAAUGUGAGUACAUAUUUAACUCCGGAACUUAGUUAGCCUGUCCAUUGUACAAUGAGUUUAGGAUUGUAUAAAUUGUGCAAAUGUGUUCCAUUAUUUUUGUGUAACUUUAUGACAAGAAAUUGUGCUUGUUGUGACAAUAAAUUCUCAUCGAGUAUGUGCAUUUCAAUCAAA
Molecule: messenger RNA, 3837 nt
Organism: Rhinichthys klamathensis goyatoka
Lineage: Eukaryota; Metazoa; Chordata; Actinopteri; Cypriniformes; Leuciscidae
Gene: arnt2
Product: aryl-hydrocarbon receptor nuclear translocator 2
Exons: 20
Coding region: 296-2506 (736 amino acids)
Biological process (GO): regulation of transcription by RNA polymerase II
Cellular component (GO): cytoplasm; nucleus; transcription regulator complex
Molecular function (GO): protein dimerization activity; DNA-binding transcription factor activity, RNA polymerase II-specific; RNA polymerase II cis-regulatory region sequence-specific DNA binding
Source: RefSeq, a predicted model, not a curated record